GGGGGGUGGAGUAAAUACGAACAUGAACAUGAAACUAGCAGUUUAGUGACAGAAAGAAGCAGUUGGACAUUUAUAAGUAUACAGUAAGUGUGUUUGAUUGCUAUAGUAUAUAAAAUUUCAUAGAGUGAGAUCACGGAAAAACAAGAAUUUACAAAAGUUAGAAGAAGCUAUUUAAAAGUUUAUCUGAGACAGGGAAAGAAAAAGAGAGAUCAACUUGGAGACCACACAACCUAACCAGGUCCAUCUGGUCACUUCAGGGGGAAUACAGUUCAGCCAUUCAGAUCUAAUCAAGUGUAUUGUUUUUCUGACGUCUUCCUGAUGGGAUCAGAUAAUGGGAACACCUCCUUAAACAUGUCCAACCAUUCCGAGGAUGAGAGCAUUGUGAGUAACAAUAUCUCUGUUACCUUUGGGGCCCUCAUCCUCAGCAUUGUCUUCCUUCUGGGCGUUCCUGGAAACUUCUUCAUUAUAUGGAGCAUCCUAGCACGUGCCCGCAAACGCUCCGUCACCACCCUGCUCAUCCUCAACCUGGCUUGUGCAGACGGUUGUCUGAUGUGUCUGACAAUUUUCUUUAUAAUAUACCUAGCCAAGCAGAGCUGGAUAUUUGGAAGUGUCAUGUGCAAGCUGCUUUUUUACUUGUGCAAUACAAACAUGUAUGCUUCUAUUAUGAUCAUUACGCUGAUGAGUCUACACAGACUAGUGGCAGUGAUGUGGCCCACAUACUUGACUGCCUGCACUCGUAGACGGACAGUAUUACUUGUGCUUGGUGGCCUGUGGAUUGUUGUAUUUCUUUUGGCACUUCCUGCUUUGAUAUUCAGAGAAGAAAUUAAGAAUGACAAUGGGAAGGAACGCACUGUGUGCGCAACUCAUCAAAAGCAUGUGGUAUUUCAGUACACACUUGAGACAGUGGUGGGCUUCCUGGUGCCAUAUGUGAUCAUUGUCAGCAGUUAUGUGCGUAUCCUUCACCGCCUCAGACAGACCAUGUUCAAGAGAUGGAUACGAAGCGAAAACCUUAUUCAAGCUAUUAUUGUGACGUUCUGCAUUUUUUGGCUUCCUUACCACAGUAUUAAUAUAGUGCAAGUGGUAGCAGCUCUUAUGCCAAAGGAAUCACCGCUCAAAAAGAAACUGGAUGACAUCUGGCAGUCGAGCCGUGCUGUUACAUCCGCUCUGGCUUUUAUCAGUAGUUGUGCCAAUCCUGUCCUCUACGCCUUUGCUGGACGCUCCUACAUCAAAGCUGAUGGCCUGGCAUUCAUGGCCAGACUCUUUGAGGGCACUGUCCUGGACUAUGGUGCACGGAGAGGCCGUCAGAACAGAGAUGUCAUCAGGCUCUAAACCUCAUAGGAGCACAGAUACAUAAAAACGAAUCUUGGACAAUAAAUUAUUUUUUAAAUCCGUUUGAAUUGUGACUGAUACGGUAGAGAAUAAACAGGUCAACAAUUUCACCUAAAAAGACAGCAUAAAGACCUACAGAGUUCUUACAUUUAUCAAUUGACAAUUCCAUUACGAGAAUGCAUUUAUGCAGCUUGCUUUCAUUUUAAAAAUCAACCUUCAAGUUUGUAAACUGUUCAUACAGAACUACCCCCCCCCCUUUCCCCAAUUUGAAGAUUGUAUUAACGUUAUACAUUAAUUCCUGGAUUAUCUGGACUUGGGUGUAUAUUUAAUAUAAUCUUCGCAUUACCUAUUGUAAAUAGUUGUACAAAGAUUGCUUUAAACCUUAAACCGUUUAAAAAGAUGAAUUAAUUCACUAGCAAAUGCUCACAUUUUAGUCAUAUUGCGCAUUCAAUUUUGGCAGUACAAAUUCAUAUGCAGUAAUCAAACCCUUCUGCACUUGUUGAAAAAUGUCUAAAACGGUUUAAAACCCAAUUAAAUAUGAAUAUGCAUAACUUACUCGGUCACACAUAAAAGGAUUUUAGCACCUAAUCUCUUUAUAUUUGACUAAAAAUUCACUAGUACACAAGUCUCACCAUGAAUCAGACAUAUUUUAAAGAAUUUAUUGUAGCAGUUUCAAAUCCUCACUGACAUAUAUUGCUGGCAUCUUUUAGAGUAACAAGAUGGCAAGCAAGCAUGGACAAACCAUACUACAGAACACAAUUAUGUACUUUAAUCUUCUGUACCAUAAUUGGGUUAUAUCUCUAGUAAAAUAAAAGGCCAGUGGACCUCAUUCAAAUCCAUAGUAGAAAGUCAGUUCACAUGAAGUAAACCCCUAAAUAAAAAAAAAAGAAAAGAGAAUAGGAAUUAAUA
Messenger RNA from Sinocyclocheilus anshuiensis, 2238 nucleotides. Its product is annotated as leukotriene B4 receptor 1-like. The record is from RefSeq and is a predicted model, not a curated record. The coding region runs from base 319 to 1329 and encodes 336 amino acids. The transcript has 5 exons. Gene Ontology annotation, cellular component: plasma membrane. Gene Ontology annotation, molecular function: complement receptor activity; leukotriene receptor activity. Gene Ontology annotation, biological process: phospholipase C-activating G protein-coupled receptor signaling pathway; positive regulation of cytosolic calcium ion concentration; complement receptor mediated signaling pathway. NCBI's taxonomy places the organism in Eukaryota, Metazoa, Chordata, Actinopteri, Cypriniformes, Cyprinidae.